AUGUUACUUCCACCACAUUCAAGCCAUUUGUUACAGCCGUUAGACCUAGCUGUUUUUAAAUCUAUAAAAAAUGAAUGGGAUAAAAUAUUAUGCUCUUGGUGUAGAAAUCACCAGGGACAAAAAUUGCCUAAGUCAGAGCUUUCUAAAAUAAUUUGUAAUAUUUGGACAAAGCUUGAUCCACAAAUUAUAAAAAAUGGAUUUAGAAAAUCUGGGAUAUAUCCAAUUAAUCGUACUGUUGUUGAACGUUCCAAAUUUUACCCUCUGAAGCUUUCCAGAUAUGAUGAAAAUUGCCAAUCAGACAUAUUAUUACAUGACUUGUCUUCGACAAGUUAUACAACUACAGCAGAAGAGCCUUCUAAAAGUUAUACAACUACAUCAGUUAAUAUCGAUACUGCAGAAGAGAUUUCUAGAAAUUAUAUAACUACUGAUGUAGCAGAAGGGCCUACAGGCUAUAUUGAUAUUACAGAAUGUUUAAGUGCUGAAAAUUCAACUGUUUCCAGUAAUAAUUCGUUUGAAAUACUUUUACUUAGUUCAAUGAAACAAGCCACAUUUGAAAAACAAACAAAACGAAAAAUCACAGGUGGUGCUUCUGUUAUUACUUCAGGAGAGGCAGUACAAAUCUUAAAAGAAAAAGCAAAUUUAAAAAACAUCCCAAAACAUAAAACUACAAAAAAAAAAAUUGAGAAAGAAUUUUGUACUGAGGGAGGUAUAGAUGAUGAUAUUCAAAAUAUAAUAGACAUAAAUAUUGAUAACUAUAAUGAAGAUCAGAAUUUAAUAUUAUCUGACAAUGAAUGCAACCUAUUAGAUGAUUUAGAACUAGAAGAACAAGAAAUGGCUGAAGAAUCUUAUUUGCAUCGUACAGUAGAUAACAUAGGUGACUGGAUAUUGGUGAAGUAUAUUGUUGGAAACAAGGGGAAAAAAAUCAAACACUUUGUUGGCAUUAUUAAAGAUAAGACGGAUACUAAUCUAAUUGUUAAAUUUGUGAAAUUAAAAAAAGAACUUAAAAAUAGCUCAAUAUUUGUGUAUCCCGUUAUUGAGGAUAUUGAUAAAAAUGUUUUAGUUGAUAAUAUAAGUUGCCGUCUCCCAUUACCUAAAGAGGGAAAAGGGGGUGAAUUAAUAUUCAUGGUAACAUUUAGUCAGUUCAACUUAAAAUAA
Molecule: messenger RNA, 1155 nt
Organism: Metopolophium dirhodum (rose-grain aphid)
Lineage: Eukaryota; Metazoa; Arthropoda; Insecta; Hemiptera; Aphididae
Exons: 1
Coding region: 1-1155 (384 amino acids)
Source: RefSeq, a predicted model, not a curated record